CCGGGUCCAAAAGCCGUGUCCGCUAGUGUGUCGGCGGCUUCACUAUCGAUAUCCCAGAAUAAGGAUAAAAUGUACACAGAUUUGGUGUAGUGUAUGUGUACAAUAGUGUCAACUGUCAAAUAUCUAUCUGUCAUGUCAUCUGUCAAACCCUGGAACAAUAGUAAAUCCGCUGGAGGUGGUAAAUUGAUGGUGUCUUUUUUGUUUUAUGGGAUAUCUAUUGUAAAUCUCAAGCAAUUAAACACAAUAGGUCAUCAUAUUGAAUGUAACUUUGGUUACAAUGGUCAUGAUUUAAUAUAAAAAUGAACGACAGUGGAACUGAAAGUACAGAAGCCUUGGAUCCUAGAGUUCAGAUAGAACUAGAGCGUCUUAACUCAGCGACAGAUGAGAUAAACCGCUUGGAAGUUGAGUUAGAUGAAGCGCGGCUCCAGUUCCGGAGACUGGUGGCCGAGGGCCACCUCCGCUUCCAACAGCUGACCAAGAAGCUCGGCACCAGCGUGCACAAAGCCCGGCCAUACUAUGAGGCCAGGUUUAGGGCUAACAUUACAUCACAAGAGCUGCAUGCAGCUAACCUGGUAUAUGACAAAGCUAACAGUGCACACUCGGCCGCCAGAGAAAUGGUGUUCCUAGCGGAGCAGGGGCUGGCGCGGCUGGCGGAGGGCGGCGAGGUGGUCACGCUGGACCCCGCCUGGCAGGAGAUGCUCAACCACGCCACCGCCAGGGUCAACCAGGCGGAAGCAGACCGCGCGGCGGCCACCAUCACACAGCGCUCGCGGCAGGCGACCCAUCGCGCCGCCGCCGCGCUCGUGCAGCAGCUGCAGGCCAACCUGAAGAGACACAUCGCCAAGUCCAGGCCAUAUUUCGAAGAGAAAGCGCGCCUCAACACCGCCCUAGAAGCGCAGAAAGCCAAGAUUCAAACCCUGGAGCAGCAAGUGGCGGAGUCCAAGCAGAAGUACUCCAGUGCACUGAGGAACCUCGAGAGAAUCUCCGAUGAAAUACACAAGCAUAGGUCUAGGAGACAGUCCACUAAGAAUGACAUCAAGCACCCAGCGCCUCUAGAACCACAAAACCUCGACGAGCUCUGCCAGGCCGACGACUCGAUGGACGCGAGCGUGCGCGCGUGGCUGCGGCGCGUGCACAGCGGCGACGAGACGUGGACCGAGAUCGACCUGGACUACUCGAGCCCCGAGGAGAUGAGCUUCGAAAAAUGCUCCCUCCGCCCGCUCUCCCCUCCCUCCACGUCCCCCUCCCCCCCCUCCGCCCCGCGCUCCCCUUGCGCCGCCAGCCACGUGUCGGCGGCGUCCCCGCGGCGCAUCAUCGCGAGCGCGCGCGCCGCCGCCCCGCGCGCGGACCCUCGCCGGCCCAGCCUCGACGCGCUGCUGACGAAUACUGCCGGGAAGGUCAAGGAUAUGUUUCAAGGUUUCUCUCUAUUCGGCGAGCGCCGCGGCUCGGAGUCGGCCCCGCGCACCCCGCGCCGCGCGCCCUCCCCCCGCGGAGACCGCUCGUCUACUGAGGAUGAGCGGUUCAGUGAUACUGAUAGUCUGGCCAGCAUGGAGAUGCUGACGGACGACCAGAUAGCUUCCCUCAUGCUGGACGCUCAACUAGAAGCAGUCUGCGAGCGACUGGCCGGCGUCAGAGCAGACAAGUCUCCAGUAGAACCACCCAAUGGGGAGCGAUAUUGAACCUGCAGGGGGUAAGCUGGAGAUCUCAUUGGCAGGUGGAGCGCCGGUGGCCCCGCCCAUCGGUGUUGUGGUGUUGUGAUUGGUCGGUAUAGCUUAGCCUAAUGUGUUGACAAUGAUGGCGGUAUUCAACUUUAAGGGCUGGGUCUAAGGUUGAAAUGAAUCGACAAAUGGUCGUUGUUGAGUUGUAGGGCAUUUUGAUUGAUUCAAUGAUAUUAUACUGAAAUGCGCGGAGGCUAAGGCUGUGUGUUAGUUGAUGGACAGAUAAUUCUGAUGAUAUAAUAAUGGUUGUUUUAACCCCUAACUAACGCAUGCGGGGAAAUCGUGAAAAGUCUCAAAUUUAUUGUUUAUUUAUUGUUGAUAGGUUUUUCCCGCAAGCUUCGCUUCGCGUUUAAGGCUUUUCCCGUUUAAAUAUUGAAUAAUGCUACCUAAACUAGUACCCAACAAACUAUACCGUGGCUCCUUGAUAAGAUUCACAUACUUUUGCCAUCAAUGUUUGGGGAUUUUACAUUUGUUGUUGAUUACGAACGCAACUGUUACAUAAGUGUCGCCGCACACGAGCCACCGGCCACAGCCACAAACGUCGCCACGAGAAGCUUUUGUAGGGAAACGAUUUGUAGCGUGUGGCCGCCACCGGCGUCAACCGUUCAUAUAAAGUGUACGAAAAUUACAGGAAAUAUGCCAGUGGCGGCGUUUUGUGGUUUGUGGCCGGUGGCCCGUGUGCGGGGACACUAAGAUGUACUUAGUUAGCACAAGUUUUAGCCAGUUAUUUAUUAAUCACAUGUUAACUUGUAAUAAAAUAAUAAUAGUCGUACAUAAUCAAUUAAAAUGUAGUCUGAUUUUAAUCUAAAUGCAAUAACGUGUGUGAGUGAUAUUAAGCCUUAUGACGAGGACUGUAAAGUACAUUAUGAUUAGAAAUGUAUAGCCGAUAGCAGAAAAUUUGGAGUAAAGUUAGUUAUAAUAAAGUUAAAUCACAAUAACUAUCGAUUGUACCUAUAAAAUGAAUUCUAAAAACGUAAGUACACUAUUAAUAAUUGUUGUCACAGCUAGUUUUUUGUGUUUUUAAUAGGAACAUUACUUAAUACAUAAAUGGAGAGUACAACAAAAUCAUUUAUGUCAGUAUUAUGACGACUAUUUUUACCCAACACUUGCCUAGAAGUCAGCAUAGUAUAUCCCCAAAAAUAAUAAGAACAUCUAACUAUCAUUAAGAAUAUUCUGUAGCUAUAUUUUUGUGUGAAACUAAUUAAAAUCUACCUAAAGAGACAAUAUAUUUUGCGCAAUACGAAAAAACAAUGUGGGAACUUUUUAACAUAUCAAGAAAUAAGAAAAUACUCAUUGUGUAUCGGUCUCUGAAAAAGCUAGCAAAUUAACUUAAAAGUAAGAUAAGGUUAACUCAAAAAUUGUACCUAUUUUCUCAUUAAGUACAUUCAUCCGACAAAUACGCUUACUUGAAAAAUACAGGUUGUUGCAAAAAGGGUACACCGAGCCAAAAGGGACUAAAGGGGACAUUCUGUAUCUAUCUCUUUUCACUUACUAAUGCAAAUUCGCGAAAAAAUUUGAUUAACCCCUUUGUUUCCUUCUUUAGACUUAGUAUACCUCUUUUGCUAAACCCUGUAUAAAUACGUCUUGUUAAAUAUGGCUUGUAGUACAUUUGCAUAUCUUCCCGUAAAAUAAUUGUUUCAAUAAUUUUGUAAAAUUACCUUGUAAGAUAACGUAAAAAGCAAUAGUGAGAGUGCACAGUAAUUUUUAACAAUAAGGUUCACAGUAUAUAGAGAAAUGCUAGAUUCCAGAUUUAGGACACCUAAUAUAGGGUGAAUGAAAGAUGAAUAAUUAAUAAGUAUAAAAAUAUUAAACAAUAGUUCCUAGGUCGAUAUUGAUAGAAAUGACAUUAGUAACACAAGGAUUAUAUUAUAUUAUAAUUAAUAAUAGUAUGUAUGUAUGAAGUGUAGGAAAUAAAAUAGACAUGACAAUUAAUUAUGUAUAAAGAUAACAUGUUACUUGGCGGCUCUCACACUUCCACACAUCUCGCUACAUGUUGGGUGUAUGCGUGUCCGAACGGCGUGUAUCAGUCAGUGUUUGUAUAGAAAACACGCACGCAUACAGUACAACACAAGAAAACGCAUUUACAAUCCAACUAUAAAGUCAUAACAUCAAAGAGUGCGAUUUUGAAAAGACUUUUUAUCAUCAGAGGAAAAAAAACAGUUAUUUUCUUACAUAUACAAACAUUUUAAAAAUAAAAUACCGUUUGGUAACUAAAGGUAAUUAAAGGAUUUGUCCUAUAAAUAUAAUACAUCGAUUAAAUACGGUCUUUAACAAUUAGUUAUAAUCCACUUCCGUUGUCAGGACUUAGUUUUACUGUACGUGCGUUCAUAAUAACGCAGGGUGAUGUGGAGCAGUGUGUGAACAGCCUAACAUGUAAAUUUUCGUUGCUUAAACAAAAACAAAGUUGCUUUCCGUAUGUAAAAUAUUCAAAGUGGCCAUGACAAAGUACAAUUUAUUAGUCGCCGUUAUUAUUGAAGAAAAUAAAGCUCGAAAUAUCU
Molecule: messenger RNA, 4216 nt
Organism: Plutella xylostella (diamondback moth)
Lineage: Eukaryota; Metazoa; Arthropoda; Insecta; Lepidoptera; Plutellidae
Source: RefSeq, a predicted model, not a curated record